Molecule: messenger RNA, 2683 nt
Organism: Juglans regia (Persian walnut)
Lineage: Eukaryota; Viridiplantae; Streptophyta; Magnoliopsida; Fagales; Juglandaceae
Product: putative protein FAR1-RELATED SEQUENCE 10
Exons: 4
Coding region: 196-2271 (691 amino acids)
Biological process (GO): regulation of DNA-templated transcription
Molecular function (GO): zinc ion binding
Source: RefSeq, a predicted model, not a curated record
UUUGUGGGAUUUCAAUAGCAGAGGGAAAAACAGGAGCUCCCGACUUGGGGACCUGGGGUUGGGACUUGGGAGAAGAAGAACAACAGCAGCAGCAACAAGGGUUUAAGCAUUUCUCUCUCCUUCUCUCUCACUGCUAGUUUUUGAGACUUCGAGUGACUUUAAUUGAACUGCAUGUAUUCAUCCCUAGUGUAAAUAAUGACAUCAGUACCUUCAAAAAACAUAUGGAUCCGGCGGCAACAAUGCCCAUGUGGGGAUUGGAAAUGUUAUGUUGCGUAUGAGGGUGAUGCUGAAGAAACGUCCAUUGCAUCUCAAUUGAUAAAGAAUGAUACGUUGCCAUUGGAUGCAAUGGUUUCUCCUUAUGUUGGAAUGAUAUUUAAGAGUGAUGAUGAUGCAUUUGAGUAUUAUGGCAACUUUGCUAGAAAAAAUGGGUUUUCGAUUAGGAAAGAGCGAUCGAGGCUUAGCCCACAACUUGGUAUCUAUAAACGUGACUUUGUUUGUUACCGUUCUGGAUUUGCACCCAUGAAGAAAAAGCCUACUGGAGAGCACCACAGGGAUAGGAAAUCAGUGAGGUGUGGAUGUGAUGCAAAAAUGUAUUUGUCGAAGGAGAUAGUUGAAGGGGUUUCUCAAUGGUUUGUUGUACAGUUCAGUAAUGUCCAUAACCAUGAACUUUUGGAAGAUGACCAAGUGCGCCUCCUUCCAGCGUAUCGUAAAAUUCAUGAGGCAGAUCAAGAGCGCAUAUUGUUACUUUCUAAAGCAGGGUUUCCCAUUCAUCGUAUUGUGAAGGUGCUGGAAUUGGAAAAGGGGAUUCAGGGUGGGCAAUUGCCAUUUUUGGAGAGGGAUGUCAGAAAUUUUGUUCAAAACCGUAAGAAGCUUGUUCAGGAAAAUGACGCGUUGCUCACUGAAAAGAGAGAAACUGAUACGAUGGAACUUCUUGAGGCAUGCAAGGCCACAAAAGAGACAGAUGAAGACUUUGUUUAUGAUUUUACAGUGGAUGAGAAUGAUAAAGUUGAAAAUAUUGCCUGGUCCUAUGGUGACUCAGUUCAUGCAUACACCAUGUUCGGGGAUGUACUUUACUUCGACACUAGUUAUCGAUCAAUCACAUAUGGAAUGCUUUUUGGAGCUUGGCUUGGGAUUGACAACCAUGGUAGAACCAUCUUCUUUGGUUGUGUCCUGUUGCAAGAUGAAACACCACGCUCCUUCUCAUGGGCUUUGCAGAGUUUUGUCCAAUUCAUGAGAGGUAGAUGUCCACAAACAAUUCUAACUGAUCUUGACCCUGGGCUUAGAGAUGCAAUAAGAAGUGAAUUGCCUGGCACUAAACACGUCACUUCUAUAUGGAAUAUUUUCUCCAAACUACCAAGUUGGUUCUCUCUCCCACUUGGAUCUCGCUAUGGAGAAUUUAAAUCUGAGUUUGAUGACUUAUAUAAUAUGGACAGCGUGGAUGGAUUUGAACUUAGAUGGAAUCAAAUGGUUUCAAUGUUUGGACUUGGUUCAGACAAACACAUUGCUUUACUCUUUUCUUUCCGGACAUGUUGGGCACUGUCCUAUAUGAGAGGCUACUUUCUUGCUCAGAUGGCAACACAGGCAUAUUCGAAGUCCGUAGAUGCAUUCUUGAAAGGGGUUUUUAGUGCACAAACAUGUUUACGUAGCUUCUUUGAGCAGGUUGGUAUUUCUGCCAAUUUUCAAAAUCAUGCACGUCUAGAGUUGCAAUAUAUGCAUCUUAAAACAUGCAUACCCAUUGAAGAGAAUGCACGAAGUAUUCUUACGCCUUUUGCCUUCAAUGCUUUACAAAAUGAAUUGGUUCUGGCCAUGCAGUAUGCAACCUCUGAAAUGGCUAAUGGGUCCUAUAUAGUACGCCACUUCAAGAAGAUGGAUGUAGAGCGUCUUGUAAUAUGGAUUCCAGAAGAUGAACAGGUCCAUUGCUCCUGUAAGGAAUAUGAAUCUUCAGGAAUUUUGUGCAGGCAUGCCCUUAGGGUAGUUAUAGUAAAAAACUACUUUCAGCUUCCUGACAAGUAUUUUCCAAGUAGAUGGCGACGAGAAAUCUCUCCAGUUGUUUAUGAAAAUAACGCUACUCAAAAUGGUGAGGAUGAAUGGUUUCGAGAAUAUCAAUGCCUUAGUGAAACUGUAUUCGCAGAAUCAUCUAUUACAAAGGAGCGUUCUGAUUAUGUUCGUAGCGAACUGACCAAAGAACUUGCAAGGCUUCUUAAUGAGGUCAGAAAUCUACCAGAGACUGAUGUGGUUGCUAUGGGUUUGACACUUUCACCGACUUGUUGAUUUGAAGUGGUGGGUCUAUGUAUUCUAGCAAAUGCAACCACUGGAUGCUUCAUCUUUUGGAGGCAACAGACAUGUGGAAGAAUGUAUGAGUAAAAGCUGAUGAAGGUGAAAAAGGGACAAAAAUAUAAUGCGUUCUCAUUAAUACUUCCAAUCAAAAGAGGCAAUAUUCUGGGAAUGGCUAACCAGAAGUGUAUAUUGUGGCUUCCUGUAUGAAUAGCUUGGCUGAAAAGGAUGCAGAUGAGGUUAGUUAGAUACACAUAAGAUGGUGUUCUUUGUAAAGUGUUAAGGUCGUUUUUUAAUAAUGAAGCAAAGUAUAGUCUCCAUCUUUUAACGCUCUUUUCUUUUCUCACCUUAACUUGGAACAGAUUCUAGCUGCCCGAUUUAAUGAGGUAUAGAAAGUGAUUUUUCUUCA